AUGGCUUUCAAUUUUAGAAACUUGGUACCUCUCCUUCUGUGUUUCCUUACCUUUGUUGCAAUAAUACAAAAAUCCUAUGCAGGUAUUGCUGAAUUUGAUGACUACUUGAAGAAAAGGGCUGAGUUUGCCUUGGAGAGUUCUUUCGAGGCAUAUGAUCCUAAUCCUGUAGCAGUCACAGAUCAAUUUAACCAACAAGUUGGGGAGGUAUUGACAAGUGGAAAUGUGACAAGAAGGCAUCUUAAAGAAGGUGGGUGCAUGGCCACAAACCCUAUUGAUAGAUGCUGGAGAUGUGACCCUAACUGGGCUAAAAACAGGAAGAAGCUAGCCGAUUGUGCACGCGGCUUCGGCCACCAGACUCACGGUGGUAAAGAUGGGAGGUACUACAUUGUAACAGAUCCGUCUGACGAUAAUGUCGCCGCCCCAACACCUGGUACCCUCCGCCACGCCGUGAUCCAAGACGAGCCAUUGUGGAUCAUAUUCGAUAAACAUAUGCUUAUUAAACUCAGACAAGAACUUAUUGUCAAUAGUGACAAGACUAUUGAUGGUAGAGGAGUAGAUGUCCACAUUGCCUAUGGGGCAGGCAUUACUCUGCAAUUUGUGACUAAUGUUAUUAUCCACGGUAUUAAAAUUCACCACAUUGUUCCGGCCUCUGGUGGGAUGAUUAGGGAUUCCCUUAAACAUAUUGGUUUAAGGACAACAAGUGAUGGAGAUGCAAUCUCUGUGUAUGGUUCUAACCAUAUUUGGAUUGACCAUUGUUCAUUGUCAAGAUGUACCGAUGGCCUCAUUGAUGUCAUCAUGGCUUCAACUGCUAUUACCAUCUCCAACUGCAAAUUCAAUCAUCACAACGAUGUGAUGCUAUUGGGAGCAAACGAUGGAUAUGGCGAAGAUAAAAUCAUGCAAGCCACAAUUGCGUUCAACCGGUUCGGAAAAGGUUUGAUUCAAAGAAUGCCAAGAUGCCGAUGGGGUUUCUUCCAUGUCGUCAACAACGACUACUCCCACUGGCAACUCUAUGCCAUUGGUGGCAGUGCGCACCCCACUAUUAUCAGCCAGGGCAACAGGUUCAAGGCCUCCAAUGGUCCAUUCACAAAGGAAGUGACAAAGAGGGAUUAUGCUGACAAGAGCGAGUGGAUGAACUGGAGAUGGAGAUCAGAGGGUGACAAGUUCCUGAAUGGAGCGUUUUUUGUUGAAUCAGGAACACCCCUCAAACACGAAAGCAGUCCAUUAACAAAGAGUAAUUUGAUCAAAUUCAAGCCCGGUUCAUACGCUGGUAGACUCACACGAUAUGCUGGUGCACUCAAGUGCCGUGUAGGCAGACCCUGCUAA
Fraxinus pennsylvanica is the source of this 1323-nucleotide messenger RNA. Lineage: Eukaryota; Viridiplantae; Streptophyta; Magnoliopsida; Lamiales; Oleaceae. The record is from the annotation of a GenBank genome assembly.